Colletotrichum higginsianum IMI 349063 is the source of this 834-nucleotide messenger RNA. RefSeq lists its product as uncharacterized. NCBI's taxonomy places the organism in Eukaryota, Fungi, Ascomycota, Sordariomycetes, Glomerellales, Glomerellaceae. The coding region runs from base 1 to 834 and encodes 277 amino acids. The transcript has 4 exons. The record is from RefSeq and is a predicted model, not a curated record.
AUGUCGUUUCCUAAACACAACGGCGGUGAGCAGCACCGACGAGCCGCAGCGAGUAUGAACGUGACCAGGAAGCCGAGAACUGACCAAUCAACGUGUUUUCGCCUUAUCCACCUGGAAUUCCAUGAUAGUGUCACAAACAACAACUAUCACAGAAAGAGAUCGCGCGCAAAAGAGGAAAUCAGAGGAAUGGCCCUAAGCACACCGGGUCUUGGCUGCGCAGUCUACCUCCAUGACAAUUAUACGGUGUCGGUUUUCAGCCGCGUUGGCUUUACAUUGUGUACCUGCGCGCGACCGCGAGAGGGAUCGGACCGCUUUAGCUACGACAGUCCGCCUCUUGCCACUGUACUAGCCGAUCAAGGCGAGUCGGACGCGCUCGGGGACGUCGAGGGCCCGGCCGCCAGGAGCCUGCCAGGGGUCGGUCUCGGCCGAUUGACUACCCCAGGCGGGGCCAUGGAUGUCAAGUACCUACUUCCUCCGGUCAUGGAUGUCGUCCCCCACAAUAUCGACAUCAACUGCAUUUGUCGGUUCAGUAAGUUGUCCAGCGCCAAUGACGCACAUGACGUUGAUGCUGGCUGCAUGGUGCUGUUGCCUCUGCCGGCAUCGCGAUGGUGCCAGCACGAAGCGAAGCACGGCAGUGUCAGCAAGAUUGAUUACAACAGCCCGGCCGGCCCUCAGAUCGACGGCCCGCGUCUCUCGUCACCAAGCAAGCGAACGCAGCAUUUCAGUGUGCAAACAAUUGGCCGGCAGGGCUGGUUUAGCAUGCCAGCAAGUCAACAGCGGCCAUAUGACCCGUUGCUCUACGAUGUCAAAUGUCGGUGUGAUGCAUCCCUCUGA